AUGGCGGGAAUGGUCGGCGUUCGCGCCAUCCGUUCCCGACUCCUCCCUCCCCGUAUAUUUACAAGGCGCGCUCUGCUUCCUCUUCUUCCCGCACUUCAUCUCCACCCCCGCCGCCUCCCGCCAAGAACCCUCGUCACAGCCGCAGCGAUGGCCUCCACCACCGGCUCCACCGCGGCCGCCGCCGACCUCGUCCAGGAUGAUCGCCGCAACGCUUCCUCCUCCCCGCUGCUGCUCAAGGUGAAGCGGCUGUCCCCCAACGCUGUCCUCCCGUCCCGCAGCUCCGCGCACGCCGCCGGGUACGAUCUCUCCAGCGCGGUGGAGGCCGUGAUCCCGGCCCGCGGCAGGGCCCUGGUCACUACCGACCUCUCUGUCGCCGUCCCAGAGGGCACCUACGCGCGCAUCGCGCCGCGGUCGGGCCUGGCGUGGAAGCACGGCAUCGACGUGGGCGCGGGCGUGGUGGACGCCGACUACCGGGGCCCCGUGGGGGUGCUUCUAUUCAACCACUCCGACGCCGACUUCGUCGUGCGGCCAGGGGACCGCGUCGCGCAGAUGGUUGUUGAGAGGGUCGCUGCGCCGGAGGUGGCUGAGGUGGACGACCUUGACGCCACCGUAAGGGGUGAGGGUGGGUUCGGGUCCACCGGCGACUGA
Lolium rigidum is the source of this 648-nucleotide messenger RNA. RefSeq names its product deoxyuridine 5'-triphosphate nucleotidohydrolase-like. The transcript is spliced from 2 exons. Gene Ontology annotation, biological process: dUTP catabolic process; dUMP biosynthetic process. Gene Ontology annotation, molecular function: magnesium ion binding; dUTP diphosphatase activity. Bases 1 to 648 code for a protein of 215 amino acids. Lineage: Eukaryota; Viridiplantae; Streptophyta; Magnoliopsida; Poales; Poaceae. The record is from RefSeq and is a predicted model, not a curated record.